GUUCUCGCGAGAUCUCGUCAUCCGCCAUCGCUGUAGCGAUAGCGAGUGAGAUCGAGAAACUCAAACCUGGGGGGGAAAGAGGGCGAGAAUUGUCCGCGUUUGCCCUCAGCAAACCCAUCCUAAUAUCUGUUGAUGGCAUCGCUCCCUAACCCAAACAUGUCCAAUCUCAAACCCGGCACCAAGAAGGACACCAAGAUGCGGAUCCGCGCAUUUCCCAUGACCAUGGAUGAGAAGUAUGUCAAUAACAUCUGGGAUCUUCUGAAGAACGCCAUUCAGGAGAUCCAGAGGAAGAACAACAGUGGGCUGAGCUUCGAGGAGCUAUACAGGAACGCAUACACCAUGGUGCUUCACAAACAUGGGGAGAAGCUCUACACAGGCCUGAGGGAGGUGGUGACCGAACACCUCAUCAACAAAGUACGAGAAGAUGUACUGCACUCAUUAAACAACAAUUUCCUGCAAACGUUAAACCAAGCAUGGAACGAUCAUCAGACGGCCAUGGUCAUGAUCAGAGAUAUCUUAAUGUAUAUGGACCGUGUAUAUGUUCAGCAGAAUAAUGUGGAGAACGUCUAUAAUCUUGGCUUGAUCAUCUUUAGAGAUCAGGUAGUGCGGUACGGCUGCAUCAGAGAUCACCUUAGACAAACUCUACUGGAUAUGAUCGCACGAGAGCGCAGGGGAGAAGUGGUCGACAGGGGGGCCAUCAGAAACGCCUGUCAGAUGCUGAUGGUGUUGGGCUUAGAAGGUCGUUCAGUCUACGAGGAAGAUUUUGAAAUCCCUUUCUUAAACAUGUCUGCCGAGUUCUUUCAGAUGGAGAGUCAGAAGUUUCUGGCGGAGAACAGCGCCAGCGUCUACAUCAAGAAAGUGGAGGCUCGGAUAAACGAGGAGAUCGAGCGAGUGAUGCACUGCCUUGACAAAACCACCGAGGAGCCUAUUGUGAAGGUGGUGGAGAGAGAGCUCAUCUCCAAACACAUGAAGACCAUCGUAGAGAUGGAGAACUCUGGACUGGUCCAUAUGCUCAAGAAUGGCAAAACAGAAGACCUGGCGUGCAUGUAUAAGCUGUUUGGUCGAGUACCGAACGGACUAAAGACGAUGUGCGAGUGUAUGAGCUGGUAUUUGAGGGAGCAAGGCAAAGCGCUGGUGUCAGAGGAGGGAGAGGGCAAAAAUCCCGUCGACUACAUCCAGGGUUUACUGGACUUGAAGUCGCGUUUCGACCGGUUCCUGCAGGAGUCCUUCAACGACGACAGGCUUUUCAAACAAACUAUUGCCGGAGACUUUGAGUAUUUCCUCAACCUCAACUCCAGGUCACCCGAAUACCUCUCGCUUUUCAUUGACGACAAGCUCAAGAAAGGAGUCAAGGGGCUGACAGAACAGGAGGUGGAGUCUAUCCUGGAUAAAGCUAUGGUGCUGUUCAGAUUCAUGCAGGAGAAAGACGUGUUUGAGCGAUACUACAAACAACAUCUGGCUAGAAGACUUCUCACCAACAAGAGCGUCUCGGAUGACUCUGAGAAAAACAUGAUCUCUAAACUAAAGACGGAGUGUGGUUGUCAGUUCACCUCUAAACUGGAGGGCAUGUUCAGGGACAUGAGCAUCUCUAAUACAACGAUGGAUGAAUUUCGCCAUCACCUGCAAACAUCACAGGUGUCUCUCUGUGGUGUUGACCUCACUGUGAGAGUUCUGACCACAGGUUAUUGGCCCACGCAGUCGGCCACGCCCAAAUGCAACAUCCCACCCUCUCCCCGUCACGCCUUCGAGGUCUUCAGAAGGUUUUAUUUGGCUAAGCACAGCGGCAGACAGCUCACACUCCAGCAUCAUAUGGGCUCCGCAGACCUCAACGCCACCUUCUACGGCGCUAUUAAGAAGGAGGACGGCUCAGAUGUCGGUGUUGGAGGGGCUUUGCUAACGGGGUCAAACACACGGAAGCACAUUCUGCAAGUCUCAACUUUCCAGAUGACCAUUCUCAUGCUUUUUAACAACAGAGACAAAUUUACCUUUGAGGAGAUCCAACAGGAGACGGAUAUCCCUGAGAGAGAGUUGGUCCGGGGGCUGCAGUCUCUCGCGUGCGGGAAGCCCACCCAGCGUGUGCUCACGAAAGAGCCUAAGAGUAAAGAGAUCGAAAGCGGCCACGUGUUUACAGUCAACGACCAGUUUACCUCCAAACUGCACAGAGUCAAAAUACAAACAGUUGCUGCUAAGCAGGGCGAGUCGGAUCCAGAACGCAAGGAGACGCGGCAGAAAGUGGACGACGACAGGAAGCAUGAAAUCGAGGCGGCAAUCGUACGCAUCAUGAAAUCCAGAAAGAAGAUGCAGCACAAUGUUUUGGUGGCAGAGGUGACCCAGCAACUGAGGGCGCGGUUUUUGCCGAGCCCCGUGGUGAUUAAAAAGCGAAUUGAAGGACUUAUAGAAAGAGAAUAUUUGGCUCGAACGCCGGAGGAUCGUAAAGUUUACACUUACGUCGCGUAGUGGAUCUGCACGAACGAGAAAAGCAAAGGAAGGUAAAAGAAAGAUUCUGGACUGCUCUUCGCAUGAACUGGGACGUUCCUUUUUAAAAAGACGGACUCUGGGUAGAGGAUCUCAUUUCAAUGCGCAAACCAAGAUCAUAAAGCAUACGGUGUUGUAGAUGAUUUUUAAUUAGAUCACUUUCAAUCUCAGCUAUGAAUGGAUCCAGCUUCACUGUUUUACCCUGGUAGAGAUCAAAUGAAAAGAAUCCCUUGGGAAAUGUGAAUGCACUGCACAUGUUGUUGUUUUUUUCCAAUACUGUAUAAAAAGCAAAAUUAUUAAAAACCCUAACAAAACAGCCAAAUCAUGGCUACGGAAUAAGACAAAAAAAAUCUAAUAAAAAAAAUGUUGAUAUCGAA
Misgurnus anguillicaudatus (oriental weatherfish) is the source of this 2852-nucleotide messenger RNA. The record is from RefSeq and is a predicted model, not a curated record. Lineage: Eukaryota; Metazoa; Chordata; Actinopteri; Cypriniformes; Cobitidae.